CACAGACGCACGCUCGGAUCCUAGCCGGGAAAUUUCAAUGCAGGCCGUUUCACAUGGUAUAGACGGAUACACACGGAUCUGACACUGGAUGGGCUUAUGAGCCCUGCAUUUACCUAAACAUGGGAUGUGGAUUGUUUUGUGGUGUUUUAUACCUUACCUGUGUAUGGGCUGCAUUAGGACAAGAUGAAGACCUCUUCCCAGUUGUGUUUAACCUUGCGUCCCGAGCCCAAAUUGACGCCAAUGCAACGUGUGGAGAGAAGUCAGAAGUGUUUUGUAAACUUGUGGAACAUGUGAGGAUAUUCCCGGCUUCGAAUCGUCAUUGUGAUAUUUGUGAUGUGGGGAGUUCGAAUCCUGCUCAGCGCCAUUCAAUCAGAAAUGCCAUCGAUGGGAGCAACCUCUGGUGGCAGAGUCCGACGCUAACCAAUGGGUUUAAGUACAACUAUGUGACCAUCACCUUGGAUCUUGGACAGAUUUACCAAAUAGCAUAUGUGAUAAUGAAGGCUGCCAACUCUCCAAGACCAGGAAACUGGAUCUUGGAACGGUCACUAGAUGGCACCACCUACAAACCAUGGCAGUACUUUGCGAUGACUGGUCGUGAAUGUCAGGAAGAAUAUGGCCUUGACCCCACAUAUGGAAUACCGACAUCAUUAUCAGACGAUGAAGUAAUAUGUACGACACGCUACUCUCAUCUCAUUCCACUCGAAAAUGGAGAGAUUUUAAUUUCUCUAGUCAACGGAAGACCAGGUAUUAACCAGCCAAGUAAAGUGCUUUUGGAUUUUACAUCAGCAAGAUUUAUUCGCAUGAGAUUCCAGAAGAUCCGCACCCUCAACGCUGACUUGAUGACAUUCCAUAACUUCAAGCCACAAGAUGCCGACCCCUCUGUCACUAGAAGGUAUUACUACUCCAUCAAGGACAUCUCAAUAGGUGGACACUGCAUUUGCUAUGGACAUGCUAAACUCUGUGGACGGCAUGACUCACAGCCCGAUCGCCUCAAAUGUCAGUGCGAGGACAAUACGUGCGGAGACAACUGUGAGAGGUGCUGUCCGGGAUUUAAUCAGUACGGCUGGAACAAUGGCAAUGGUGUCAAACACAUUUGUGAACCCUGUAACUGCCAUGGCAAGGCGGAUGACUGUGUUUUCAAUGCCACAGUGAAGGAUCUAGGCCUCAGUCUUAACAUUGAGGGCAAAUAUCAAGGGGGAGGUGUUUGUCUAAACUGUCGGGAAUUCACAACGGGUAUAAACUGUGAGCAGUGUAUUGAGGGUUACUACCGACCCAGUAGACUCGCUAUCACUGAUUCCUUCCCAUGUCGACGGUGUAACUGCCAGGAGACGAUGACAUCCACCGCCACCUGUGUCACUGAUGACAGUCGUGUUAGCGAGGGCUUGAACCCUGGAGAUUGUGUGUGUAAGCCAGGGUAUGCUGGGCGUGGCUGUAACAGAUGUGCAUAUGGCUACUUCGGCUUCCCCAGGUGUCGAAUCUGUCCAUGUAACCCUGCAGGAAGUGUCAACCCAGAAGAGUGUCGCCGCAGGUGUCGGUGUAAGGCCAAUGUGGAGGGCAAGCACUGUGACCGCUGUAAGCCCGGCUACUACAACCUGGACAAGGACAACGAGGAUGGCUGUACCAAGUGCUACUGUCAUGGCGUCUCCACGGUCUGCAAAUCUGCUGAAUGGGGACUCACUCAGGUGAACGACAUGAACGGGUGGGUGUUGUCCACGAGGGAGCCAGGGGGACUCACCCUCCUCCCCAGGAUGUUUGGGGAAUGGCUGGAGGCCAAGACGUACCUCCUGAACGGUGGCAGCGGCAGUGGGGGAAGUGGUUGGCCAGUGCAGCAGGCAGACAUCUUGUACUGGCUUGCUCCCAUGAUGUUCCUAGGCAACAGGCUGACAUCCUAUGGUGGAAAGUUGGCUUACACAAUCAAAUACACAAUAGACGAGAACCUGGAUCUUAGAUAUCACUUGAGUGAACCCGAUGUCAUCAUUGAGGGAAACGGAUUCACCAUCAUCAACGGGAAACAGUUUCUGCGAGAAAAGGAAGAAAACAGUCUGAUGGUGAGACUGCAUGAAUCCAACUGGAAGAAGCUGGUCCUACAAGGAAACAGCUUUCGGGAGGAGCCGGUCUCUAAACAGGAGUUCAUGCUGAUCCUGCAGGGCCUGACCAAAAUCAUGAUCCGGGCCAGCUACCACACGGCACAGGACACCAUAUACUUGAAGGAUGUGACUCUGGACACUGUGAGUCCAAUAUCCCAGACCAACAUCUCGCUGCCUUCAGUGGAACAGUGUAUGUGCCCAAUGGGAUAUGCUGGUCUAUCCUGUGAGAGUUGUUCCCCUGGUUACCGGCGCCUCAACAAUACUCUGCACCAGGGCAUGUGCCUCAGGUGUAACUGCUACAACCAUGCCAUGCAGUGUGAUGCUGUGGAUGGCAAGUGCCAAGACUGUCAACACAAUACCAUGGGAGCGAGGUGUGAUCAGUGUUUACCUGGUUACUAUGGCAACCCCAGACGUGGAUCCCCUGACGACUGCAAACCAUGUGCAUGCCCUCAUCAGUGGAGAGAUGGCAUCCCAGACCUGUGUGAAUAUGACCCCUCACCAAACAACAGGGAUGACUACAGGUGCUUGUCUUGCCCUGAGGGUCAGGCAGGAAAGCAUUGUGACAGAUGUGCUGCAGGCUUUUACGGCAACCCACAAGUAGAGGGUGGUUCAUGCCGUCCCUGCUACUGCAGUGGCAACAUCGACAUGGGUGACCCUACGUCAUGUGACCCUGUGACCGGUCAGUGCAUGAGAUGCAGCAACCACACUCAGGGCGUGUACUGUGAGAAGUGCAUGACAGGCUUCUAUGGCUCUGCCGUACAAGGCAACUGCAGAGUAUGUAACUGCCAUGAGGAUGGAUCAUACUCCAGUGAAUGUGAUGAGAGGAAUGGCCAAUGUUCCUGCAAGCCGCGUUACACAGGUCGUCAGUGUAACACCUGCCAGCCUGGGUAUGGAGAUAUCACUAAUGGCUGCACGCAGUGUCGCUGUAGUCGUAUCGGGUCUACUGACCUCCGAUGUAGCCCUAUCACUGGUCAGUGUCCAUGCAAGCCAGGCAUUGGUGGCCUGAGCUGUGACCGGUGCAAGGAGGGCAUGUACGGCUUCCGAGGUGGACGCUGCUCAGACUGUGGAUGUUUUGGUCCCGGCACCAACGGAAGUAUCCGCUGUGACCAGCACAGUGGCCAGUGCGAGUGUCAUCCCAAUGUCGUAGGCCGCAAGUGUGAACAGUGUCUGGAUGGAUAUUGGGGCAUACAAUCUGCCAUGGGUUGUCUCCCCUGUGACUGUGAUCGUACCGGGGCCAGGAGUCACCAGUGUGAUACGAUUGAUGGUCAAUGCCAGUGUCGUGCCAAUGUUGGCGGCAAGUUCUGCGAUCAGUGUCUACCAGGAUAUUACGGCUUCAACUACGAUGGCUGCAAGAGAUGUGAACCAUGUGAUCUUCCUGGUCACAUAUGUGACUCAAGGACAGGAAAAUGUGUGUGUCCCCCCAACACAACAGGACCUCGCUGUGAGGACUGCCUCGACAACUGCUGGGGCUACAACAAUGUGACAGGCUGCAAGCGUUGCAACUGUAGCGAGGAUGGCUCUGUGUCGCUUCAGUGUGACCCCGACGAUGGUUCGUGCACAUGUUUGCCGGACUAUAGGGGCUACAGUUGCAAUAAUUGUCUGUUUGGUUAUUAUGACUUUCCUGCCUGUGAAGAAUGCAUGUGUAAUACUAACGGCACGCUAGCGGACAAAUGUCGUAGUGAUGGCAGUUGUCAUUGCGAUCGGAGAGGAAUGUGCACCUGCAAGAAAAAUGUUGAAGGACCGAAGUGUUCGAAAUGCAGGAGGAAUACAUUCAGCCUUGACACAUACAAUCCCAGUGGCUGCACAAGCUGCUACUGUUUUAUGAAAACCCGUUCCUGCUCUCAGGCUCCCUAUGUUUGGUUCACUAUCUCAGCACCCACUAUGAGACGGACCAUCUCCCAGCUGGGCCCUAACGUCAUCCAGAACAGGUACGGCUUCCAUGUCAUCCCCUCUGAUGUGGACAUGGUUGCUGUGCCGACCACGAUGACGGACAAGGCCCUUUAUUGGUCCCUCCCGGCCACCAUGCUGGGAGAUAAGAUCCUGUCCUACAAUGGCCGCCUUGACUUUGUCCACUAUUUUGAAUCGGACACUACUCUCUUUGGAGGAAGUUUUGGAUCUCAUCACAGCAGCCAGUUAUCUCCCCUUGUUGUCCUUAUUGGCAAUGGUUUCAUAUUAACCUACAACAGCACGAUCAUCCUUGAACCUCAACACCCGGACACAUUCAUAGCAAGAUUACACGAGAACUACUGGCGUAUCCCAGGCCAGACGGCGCCGGUGUCUCGUCGUCUGCUGAUGGUGGUGCUCCAGAACGUGGAGGCCAUCUUUGUCCAGGCAACCAGUGAUGGAUACGCAACAUAUGCUGAAUUGGGUCCAAUUAGUUUGCAGGUGGCUGAACCAGCCACAUCUACUUCAUCAGGGGACAUUGCCCUUGGUAUCGAGUUGUGUGAUUGUCCUGACAAAUACUCGGGCACUAGUUGUCAGAAUCCUGGUGAUGGGUUCUUUAGAGAAAAGCAAAAUGGAACCAAUGACCUUUCUCAACCUGAAAUCACCAUUGGGCGAAUCAGACGCUGUCGUUGCAACGGACACAGUGAUGUUUGUGACCCGGAAACAGGAUUCUGCAGGGAGUGCCAGCACAACACUACUGGAGACCGAUGUAACCAGUGUCUGCCGGGGUUCUUCGGAGUGGCAACCCGUGGCUCCCCCUGGGAUUGUUCUCCAUGUGCCUGUCCGCGCAUAGAACCCUCAAACAGUUUCAGUUCUUCCUGUGAGGACAUGUCAGGUGUGUUGACUUGCACCAACUGCUCAGUGGGCUACACAGGGUCUAGAUGUGAAAGGUGUUCCCCUGGUUACUAUGGCAACCCCCUGAAACUUGGCAGCAAUUGUAAGCCAUGCAAUUGCAACAAGGAAGGAUCUGUGACUGAGUCAUGUGACAUGAAUACGGGCCGCUGUGACUGUCUCCCUGGUAUUGAAGGCAUCAAGUGUGAUGAAUGUGACGUACAUGGCUUUGCUGUACAGAAUGGCACCUGUGUCUCAUGCUACACUGGUUGCCCUGGUGUUCUGUUGAAUGACCUCCAGAACAUGACCUUGGCAGUCAAUUUACGGAACAUCACAGUGCCGUUACCAUGGAAGGAACUACGGAGGAUCCAAAACGAAACAGUUGAACUUCUGGAGCUUGUCAACAUUUCCAAGAUGGCAAGUCUGGCCAAUGUCUUUGACUACAGAAACCAAACUGAGUUUUUCCAGGAUGUGGCUGAACGACUUAUGAAUCGGGUGGGCCGCACUCAGAGACGAAUUAAUGGCCUGACUGUCGAUGCCUCUAACAUGCUGGACAGUGCCACAAAGAUUGAGGACAACAUUCGGAGAUUGUUUGAUGACAUUAAGGGUGACAUUAACGACCUGGAGACUUUAGUGGAGAGAUUGUUCAACGUUCAAUCAGGCGUCAAUAUCACUUCAGCAUUUGCUGAGGCACAGCGUAUUCUGAAUGAGGUCUUGGGACGAGAUUUCAGCAGAAGAGAUGAUGACUCAUAUGAUGAAAGGAAGCUUGCGGAGAAGUUGCUGAGAAGAGUACUCAGGUUGAAGAGGAAGAACUUCAAUGCGACAGACACAGAGAAGAAGCUGAAGGAUUUGACAGACAGUCUGGAGGACUUGAAGAAUCAGUCCCAGAAGGCCAGUGCCGUUGCUAGACGAGUUCUGCAAGAAGAGACACUCAGACUCGGUGCCAAGCUAGCAGAUAUUUUGGAAAAGUAUGAUGACAUAGAAGACCUGGGAGGUGAUACAGACAACCUGGUGACCGACGGCAACUACUACAUUGAUGAAGCCCGGAACCUGCUGGAUCGCCUGAAAGAAAAUAUCUGGACUCUGCAAAAUCGCCACUCAACCCUGGACGCUGUAACUGAUCGUCUGUCUGAGAUUGUGGGGAACUUGAACCGGACAGUGCCUCGAGUGACCGCGAUGGUGGACCGGGCCUGGGAUCAUGCCGAGAGACUGGCCAGAUACGCCAAGCAACUGGAUAGCUUGUUCAACAAGACCCGAGUCGGAGCCGAGGAUGCCUUGAGAGCGGCGAAGGUGUACAAGAACAUUGUGAAGGCGAUAGAAACUGCAGAGGAUGCAGCCAAUGAUGCUUUGAGGAAAGCAAGAGAUGCUGUCCGACUGGCCAACUUGGACAGGAUUCGCUAUGAUGUUGAAAAGUCUAUUAACCGCAGCCGUGCUCUGAUGAAGCAGGCUGAUGAGAAGAGGAACACUGUUAACAACCUUGGUGGCGACCUUGUCUUCCUCGAGAACGAUUUGGAUGGAGUGCAGAAGCUCCACGAGGACACGUCAUACAAUCUGAGCAACAGACUGGGCAGGCUGACCAGGACAGUGGACGAUACGAAGCGCAGGGCUGGACGUACAAACAGGAAGGUGGACAAACUCAUCGACAAGAUGAAAAAAAUUCUUCCCGGGCUGGAGGAUCUCCAGGACAAGAACACACAGUUUGUGAUAGAUCAAGCUUCAAAACAGUUGGGAAAAGCUCGGAAUAACAAGAACAAGAUACUGGGCAUCAUGGGUGAUGUUCAGCAGCAAGCGAUUCAGUCACAGAUGCUGCAGAACAACGUCUCCCGCAACAUCCUUCAGCUCCAGGAGCGGAUCAGGCUGGCAAGGGAGCUCGCCAACAACAUGAAACUUUCCAUGAAGGGAGAUGGUCGCUGUGUCCGGUCGUACCGCUCCGUCAGUCAGCCUGGUGCCACCAAUGAUAUCAGCUUUGGCUUCAAGCUGAACAAGACUCAGGACAGCAUGCUACUUGUCCUGAUACAGAAGUCACCACAGGAGUUCCUGGCAGUGGAGCUGAUCAACAACAAGAUCCGGUUCACAUGGGACAAUGGUGGAGGGCAAGGGUCCGUGACCCAUGAUGUGGAGGUCAAGCUGACACCAGCUGACACACCCGAGGGAGACAAGUGGUACAGAGUAAUUGCACAAAGGAUCGGGCGUAUCGGCUUGCUGAAGGUGUACCAUGUGAAGGACUCAGAGACUACAGCCAAGGAGGCCAGCGGAACUUCCCCAGUUGGACACUCUGUACUCAAACUGGAUCUCGACUCGGACGUUUUCUUCGGGGGAGUUGAUGCUAACUUUGAUACACCUCCAGGGAUAAGCAGACGGAAUAUGACUGGAUGUCUUGGAGAUAUGAAAGUUGACAGGAAAGCGGUUGGCAUGUACAACUUCAAGAACACUUCAGCCUCAUGCCGACCUUGCAAUGAAGUACCUACCCCGCCAAUCAGCACAAACGAGUACCAGUUUGAUGGAACUGGUUACGUGGAGAAGGACCGUGAUUCCUACCGCAGUGACAGAAUCAAUGUGGCAUUUUCAUUUAAAACCUACUGGGAAAAUGCCAUGUUGCAUUUCUCCGGAAACCCAGAUAUGGGUGACUUCAUGUCUAUUGAGCUGCGUGACGGCAAGGUGAUGUUCCAGUUCUACAAUGGUGGAAUGAGUCUGGGCAAAGGAAUGACCAAGAAUAAGUACAAUAACAACAAGUGGACUAAAGUUGGAAUUGAACGGAAUAAGCUGCAAGCGUUGUUAAAGGUGGAUGACGAACAAGUGUUCAUUCAGGCCAAUAGAGGCAACAAUGGCCUUGACCUUAAAGGAUAUCCAUUCUAUUUUGGUGGCAUUCCAGCAAGCCUUGACCUCUCCAAGUAUCAGAAAAUCACUAACUUUGAGACCAACAACUACUUUGGCUGCAUGCGUGACGUCGGGCUGGGUGGCUUCAGUACCACCAUGCAGGAUCUCUUCACCGGAAACUCUGUGGGGAUGUCUGCUGGAUGCUCAGACACUGGUAUUCGUAAAGCUGGUUUCCAUGGCAAUGAUGGCUUUGCGAUGUUCAAGGCAGAAAGCAUGCCUGAUGAAGCAGAUGUGUCAGUGUCUUUCAUCACGAAACAGAGAGAUGCCAUGCUGCUGCUAGCGAUGGAUCACAAUGAUAAUUUCUACUCGUUAUCUCUAAAUAAUGGCAGAAUAGAGGGCAGGUUUGCCGCUGGAGGACGACCUGUUGUUCUACAGUCUUCUGACACGUACAAUGAUGAAAAGUUGCACAAUAUCGCUGUUGUCAAGUCAGGCAGAAGACUGACGAUGAUAGUUGAUGACAAGAGAGUUGCUGAGGAGAGCCUUCCUAUUGGGGUCAACACCAUCCCCAUUGACCCAGACAAGGGCCGAAUGUUCCUAGGAGGGCUCCCUGAGGGUUUUGAUGCCAGCAAUAUGGUCGCCUCCAAACUGUCGCUGGACGGUUGUAUCAGCGAUAUUAUUGUCAAUGGAAAACUGAUUAACCUAAAUCUUCCUGUAGAGUACAAGCGUGCAGAUAUUGGACGAUGCCCAUAUGAUCUGAACAAUUUGUUCAGUUUUGCAAACAACAAUAACAAUAACAACAACAGCCUGAACGGCUUCCCAGAAACCACAGCCUCACGUGUUUUCGCACCCCCCACCACAGUCUGACAAUAACCUGAAAUCACAACUACUACUACCACCACCACUACCACUUCCACUACUACUUCCACGACAACUUCAACUACCACAACAUCAUCAACCCCAACAACAACAGGAUCAACAGCUACAGCAUCAACGACAGAGGCACCUCAAUCAUGUGGCCCAGUGGAACCACAAUCAUUUGAGUCUGGCGCUUUUGUCUUUGGAAACAGUGAUAACAGUUUUGCCCAGAUUAAGUUCAAAAGAAAAGAAGUAGUCAAGACAUUCAACAUAUCGUUUAGCUUCCGUUCAUAUUACGCUGAUGGAUUAUUUUUCUUGCUGACCAACCAAGCCAAGACUGACUACCUGGUUGUGCAGCUUCAGAAUGGAGAAAUCGUCUUGUCUUACCGUCACAAGGCUGACCAGCACAGCAUCCGAUCUGGCCGACGUCUGGGCGAUGGAAGGUGGCAUUCAGUGGUUGUGAACAAAGGCAGCCGAAACAUCCAUCUGAAGGUCGAGAACCAGAAUCGCAUCAAGGAGCCAAUUGCCCGAAGGCUGGACAUUGCUGCACCCAUGUAUGUUGGGGGGCUGCCAAACAAGUACAAGAGCUCUGUGGACAACCUUGUGCCACACAGUCUUCGUGGAUGUCUGCGAAAGUUCACCAUCAACGGGGAAGUGAUUGACAUUGCUGAUACAAAGGUCAUCAGCGGAGUUGGGCUGUGUAACAAGAAUGUGGAGCCGGGGGCCUCCUUCCAAGGCAACUCCUGGGGAAUAUACUCCAUUCCGUCAGGACCCAAUGUUGCUUCGCAAGCAUUCCAUAUAGGAGAGUUCUUGAAAAUCAGUCUGGAAUUCAGAACCAACUCUGGAAACGGAACACUUGUCACAAUUAGCAGUGAAUUGGGGGACCUUGGUAUGACCUUGGAGCUGUACAAAGGAGCGGUUCAAUUCACCAUCAAGAACAACAAUGACAAGUUCACGGCUCUCACACCAAAUACGAGGCAGUACCUUCCCUGUGACCACAAGUGGCACCGAGUGACAGCAGAGGUUAUACGGAAUGUUGUAUCCAUAGAAGUGGAUGACUGGGGAAAGACGUACGGGCCAAGCCUGGGCAGUCUCCGUACCACCCCAACAGACAGCCCCAUGUUUAUAGGGGGCAAACCAGAGAAUUUCCCCCAAGUUGCAGCCUCCACCACAGAAGGUUUCAUUGGCUGCAUGAGAAAUGUCAUCAUUGAUGGGAAUACAGUGGAUUGGUACAACCUUGUCGAUAAUCGCAAUAUACGGCGAACGGCAUGUGCAGCCACAUAAAUCCUCAUUGUAGAAAAUAUAUAAAACAUGGUAACUAAUGUUAUUUGGGCAAAUUUUAAGCUGACAAGAAGAGAGGAAGGAAUUAUGAGUUCAAUCCAUUCAAAAUUGUAACAUUUUACGUUGUUGCCUCUUGUUAAUAUUCAUUUUAAUAGAACUAUUUGAAUUUUUCUGAAGUGAACUGUUUGUAUUAUAAGUGCUAACUAUACAAUUGUUAAUUGAAGCAUUUUUUGAUGGGGGGGUUCUCAUGAUGUCACUUCUAAAUGAGGAUAUUAGCAUAUGAAUAUAUUUACAUAUCAUUUCGUAUAUUUAUCUAGUGAUAAGAAUAUUGAAAGUCAUUAUACAGAAUGUGUUCUCAUGUAUCUCCUCAUUUGUAAAUCAUAACUUUCAAUGCAGAUUUUAAUAAAUGGUUUUUUUAUUGAUCAUCCUCCAUGCAUUGAAAUGUCUAAUAUUUCUGAUGCAUAUUGGGUAGUGUCUUUUACCUUCUCUCACCUUUUAUACUUUUAUACGUGUUCAUAUCAUACUCAAUAUGCAAUAAAACAUCUUCAUAAAUACACACUAUGCAAGACUUAUUUAUAGAACAGGAACUUUAGUGCAUAUAUUGUUUUACCUUUUCGCAUUUUCAUUAAAUUCACAUUGGUAUAAAUGGAUUUAGAUCUGUAAACAAGUUUUAAUGAGGACACAUUUGGUGAUUCUGUUCUUUAAACUGAACUGCUAAAAUACUGCACCACAGGAUUUUGUAUAUGCCUACAAUAUGAAUAUUUUCACUUGUGCUGAAAUAUUUUUCUUUGCCAUGAUUCAGUCCACAAUGUGAUACAUGAAAGGGAGACACAUAUCAUAUUAAUAAAUCAUAUUCAACACAUACUCUGUAGCAAAUUAUUACAUUGAUUACAACCUUCAUUCCCAUUUUAACAUAUAGCAGAACCUUUGAAACACACUCGGAAUGUCAGUGUGUACUAUCUGAAUCAAUAUACAGUAUAAACUCUACAUGUUUGAAUACUUUAAUUGAUACUGAUUGUAUCUUUUGCCUCUUUCAUUAUGUUACAUUGACCUUAAACCAAGAAGUCAGAAAUAACAGAUGUGGCAAUACAAGAUAUUUCUAUUCACAGUUUGAACUUAUGUUGAUGUUAUGUGUAAAGUAAAGUUUCUCUGUCAACAAUGAAGUUAUAUUUACAUUUUCUUCGAUAUUUUCAACAUUUGCACCUUUUUCCUUAACACUACCAUGUUAAGAAAUGUUACCAAAUUUAAUCCUUUCAUUGCAAUGACUCAUUGUGAAGGAAGGGUUGACAAGUGAUUUGACACAGUGUUAUGUGUGGAAUGUACAUUAUGUUAGAAACUGUUUGUAUUUAUCUUUACUCACAUGUUGUUCUGUUUCACGGGUCACGCCUUUUCAUGCUUUGCAUGGAAAGUGGCUGCAACUAAUAAGUAUUGUAUUUAUGAGUUAUACAAUUGUACAUAGUGUUGUAUGCAUGAAAGUAGGUCAUUGUUGUAUUAGGGCUGGGAGGAGUCAUAUGUACUACCAGGGUACCCAAGACCCCAAUACCCAAUAUCCCAAAUCUACCUAGGUACCCAACCCCCUUAUACCUAACCCUAAUUACCCAUUACCCUGGUCCGAGAACC
Messenger RNA from Haliotis rubra (blacklip abalone), 11435 nucleotides. RefSeq names its product laminin subunit alpha-2-like. Gene Ontology annotation, molecular function: signaling receptor binding. NCBI's taxonomy places the organism in Eukaryota, Metazoa, Mollusca, Gastropoda, Lepetellida, Haliotidae. Gene Ontology annotation, biological process: regulation of cell adhesion; regulation of cell migration; regulation of embryonic development. The record is from RefSeq and is a predicted model, not a curated record.